UUUUACAUACAUUUCUAUUAGCGACAUAUUAGAGUUAUUGGCAAUAUUUUCGAAAUUUUUUGAAAAAUACAGUUCAAAUAUAGUACCAUAAGUGGAGGAACAAUCAAGUUUGACCACAAAAUGUCUUUACUUUCGUGUAAUUAGUAAUAGAAAAUAACAGUUUUUUGUAAAUGACUUCUAAAAAGUGAAAAAAGAAAUCACUUCCAACCUUUGGAUUAAUAUAACUGUCACAGAUGAUAUACUGGGGUCACUACGCGCCGAUUAGUACUCAUUUAGACUUUCUUGUGACUAAAUUUGGUCCUGCGACUCUGAAUCUUUACUCUGAUACUAUAAAUCCAAUUGCAUCUUCAGCUUAAAUAGCUAUGGUAAACGCGUCUUUGGAAGUUUUGUUUUAAUUGCACAUUUUUAAACCACCUUACACCCGUAAAUGCUUGUAUGAUUGUGCCGCAUGAGGUGAUAAAAAGCUGAACUAUGUUCGGGUAUAAAAAACGAAAUAGAUUGCCUAACUUCACAUCAGUUGAAGAAAACUUUUUGCUGAAGUUGGCGCAGCAACACAUUAAAGUAGUUGAAUGCAAAAUAACAGAUGGGCCUACCUGGGAAAUGAAGCGGAAAGUAUGGGCCAAAAUUGAUUCAGAAUUCGCCAAAAAAUUUGGUUUGAGGAGAGGUUCAAAAAAUUUAAGAGAAAAGUAUGACAAUAUAAAACGUAAGCUUAGAAGGAGCAUGAGCGGAGUAAAAGAGGAAGCGUCAGCAGAAUGUAAAAACAUUGUUGAUGAGACUCCAGAAAGGAUAGCGGCACUAGCAAGGUUUUCUGCAGUCGGCAACACGGAUGACGCUGAUAGCGACGCAAUCAAUACAUUUAGUACUGAUCACAACGCCUUCGAUGAAACAGCGCAAAGUUGCAGCUUAGAUGAUCCUAUCCAAGAGUCUGAAUCCGGAGAAUAUGAACACUCUAAUAAAGAAUUAUCUUGGAACUCGGCACCGUCAAUAGAAGGUAGAAAUGUAAGAUCAGUUUUUCAUAGCUGGGAAAGGAAAUAUAAAGACACCUCGAUUGAACCAAAGCACAUCUUCUGUGAAAACGAGGAAUUGCGAUCCGCAGAGAAGCACCGGUGGGAAGCUGAGAGAUUUAAACGUCAGUCCGAAUUGCAUAAAUGGGAGUUGGAGAAGCAGAAAUGGUUGGUUGAAAAGCAAAAAGUGGAGCUAAAGGAAGCCAAAUUGAAAAUGCAUAUUUUAGAGCUGAAAUUUAAGCAUUCGCCUAUAGGAAACAGCUCGAAAAGUUCUGCCAACAUUGCGGCCAUUCAAAUUGGCACAGAACCAGUUGAGCAAUUUUUAAAUAGUUCUGGAGCACACGAAAGCAAGGAGAGUGAUUCACAUACUGCCGUCUCCACAUUGGCAUCACAAAUAAAAUUGGAACCUACGCUUGAUAUUUCCGACACACCUGCCAAUUCUUAUUCGGCUACCUCCAAUGAAGAUCGAUUAUUAUUCAAUAUAACAAGAGGGCAUAAAAGAACAGCAAAUUUUGAGUCAGCUAUAGACCCAAUUGAUUUCAAUGAAGAACAACACCAUAAACACGAUAUGCUUGAUAAUAGUGAUGCUAAAAAUAAUAGUAUCGAUAGCAGUUGUGAUGACAUUCCGCUUUUAGUGAAUGAAGAAUUCGAUUCGGAUAUUAAUAAUGAGGACGAUGAUGAUGCUUCUAUUUCGUUAAAUAAGAAAAAUUCAGCCGAUGACUUUUUAAAUCUUUUAACGAAGUAUAACCUUCAACACUAUUUUCUUAAACUGAGAGCACUGAAUGUUGAUUUGGAUUGUAUGAAGGCUAUACGUGAGGUGGAUUUAAGGGAUAUAUUCGGGUGCGAUAUUGGUGCGCGUAUACGAUUUCGCGGCCUAGUGCAAGACUGGCGAGUCUCUAAUCUGAACUUCAAUCAUCCUUCUAACCAUCAAAAGGAACUGAAUGAGAUUGUGACUAAAAAAGAUAUUGCGGAACUCAAAUCGCUUAUAAAGGAUUCUCCAAAAACUUUCUACAAAGAACAGCAAAAAGUUGGAAAUUCUUUGAAUCAAGAAGCUCAUGAGGAUAUAAAUCCCGUGAAUGUUAUUUACAAAGAAAUCUUACCUGAAAACCCAUUUCAUACGGUUUCGGAAUUCAAAGCAUUCGAAAAAUUAAUUAGUGACUCUGCCGAAGCAUAUAAAAAUUUAGUAAAUGAAUUCGCUGCGCAAAAAUCCAACCAUACCGUGGCUUUUAUAAAAUCAUCUUGGCGUCGUAUUAUGACCGACAAUGUUGCUAAACAUUUUUGUUGGACUGGCACACCUGAGAAGCCAGCCAUACGCACACUGCGCGUAACAGAUGCUCUAAAAGAGGCUUAUCGACGCAAGUACAACUACGGCAGUAACGAAGAAUUUCAGCGUAUCAUUAUAUCAUUUUUCCAACAUGCAAAAACCCGACUGCAGAAGAAGCAAAAUUACGAAAAAACCAAAGCUCCCUGCUUACCACUAUAAAAUUACGGACACGGCAGGUACAUAGUAUGUAAGUUUGACCAGAGGCAGCAAUUUUAAACACUGAACAUGCAACUCAUAAAACACUAGGUUAAAAUGCUUCAGGAGCUUUUGUUACGAUGUAUGUACAUGUGCGUACGAAGUACUGUGUUUAUACGUUUUUGGCCCGAAGAGGAGGCCAUCUAUUUAGCUUCAAGGCGAAUUUAUUAACGGUGGUGUUGGUAAAUCAGCUGAUUUGUUUUUUUUCCUUCGCUGUGUCCAUUGGCUGUCAGCACAACAUAAAACAAGGCAAAUUAAUUUUUUGUUUUCUACUUUUCCAAUACUUUGCCGGGACAAUCAAACAUAAAAAACUUUGUUGUUGGUCUUGUGCCACCACCUUUAAUAAAUGCACCUUGUUUAGCUUUACAUAGUUAAGUAUUUACAUAGCAUGUAAGAUGAGCUAGCGGUAGGCAUAUUUUAAAUUUGUGAUAUGACUUUUAAAAAAGUAGUAGUAAAUUUACAACGUGCACUUGAUGUGCAAAUCGUUGGCUAUUU
Molecule: messenger RNA, 3018 nt
Organism: Anastrepha obliqua
Lineage: Eukaryota; Metazoa; Arthropoda; Insecta; Diptera; Tephritidae
Exons: 10
Coding region: 472-2487 (671 amino acids)
Source: RefSeq, a predicted model, not a curated record